UGAAAAAACUUGGAAGGAUGGAAAUGGAAGUGAUAUCAAGAGAGAGCAUCAAACCGUGUUCCCCCACUCCAACACACCUCAGAAACUACCCUCUCUCCUUGUUCGACAAUGCCGUUUCUCCAAACUCAGUCCCAUUAAUUUACUUUUAUGCCCCUCAAGAAUCUCCCGACGAAGCCGCCAAAAUAUCGCUUCUCAAGAAAUCCCUAUCCCAAGCUCUAUGCAAAUACUACCCUUUUGCCGGCAGGUUCAAAGAUCCAACCUCCGUACACUGCAACGAUGAAGGCGUCUCCCUUGUGGUCACCAGAAUCAAAACCAAGAAUCUCUCCAACAUUCUCCGCAACCCAACGGACGCCCUCUUGAGCCCCUUGUUCCCCGACGAGCUGCAGUGGAAGGAUAUGGGCUUGGACUCGAGCUUGUUGGCAGUUCAAAUUAACUGUUUCGCGUGCGGCGGAAUGGCCAUAACCGUAUGCAUGUGUCACAAGGUUGGUGACGCUUCCACUUUGUUCAACUUCUUCAACGAUUGGUCAACGCUCACCCAACAACCUCACAUCACAGUAGCCUUACCCCAUCUUGGAGCUUCGCUUUUCCCACAAAGCCACUUCCCACUUCCCCGCCAAUAUUCCUUCGUCCCUCACCACAACAUGGUGUGUAGAAGGCUUGUGUUCGAAGGUUCCAAAAUUGAUUCACUUAAGGCCUUGGUUUCGUCGUCGUCGUCUUCUCAGAAGGUGGAGAACCCUACUAGGUUUGAGGUUGUGGUUGCACUGAUUUACAAGUGUGCUGUUUCGGCGUUGGGAUUGAGUGCUAGCAACACGCUCUUGCGUGUUGCCAUCAACUUCCGCAAGAGAAUGAUUCCUCCGCUGCCGGACAAGUCCUUAGGGAACUUGGUUUCGAGCUUCUAUGCUUCCUCCAUGGACAAUGAUGAAGUGGAGUUGCACGAGUUGGUGACCAAAACAAGAGAAGGGCUAGCUUUGUUUUGUGACAAGUAUGUAAGAAACUUUGGGGACUUGAAAUUCGUGUCGGAGUUCCUAAGAUUCGGACAAGCUGUUACUACUGAUAAUAAGACUAGUUGUGAGGAUGGGGAGAAAAAGAAGAAGAAGAAAGAUAUGAUUUUUUUCUCUGGGUGGUGUAGGUUUUCGGCGUAUGAAGCGGAUUUUGGGUGGGGGAAGCCAGUGUGGGUGACCACUGUUUUGUGUCCUGUGAAGAACAGCGUGGUUUUGAUGGAUACAAGAGAUGGAAAAGGGAUUGAAGCGGUUGUGUGCAUGCUUGACAAAGACAUGGCCAUGUUUGAGCGUCACGUUCAUCUUCUUCGCUAUGCUUCUCUUGAACCAAACCGUUGGACAUGCUCAUCAUGUUCUUGAACAAGAGUGUGUACUCUAAUAUUAAGAAAUAAAUAACAAGUUAAGCAAAGUUUGAUCUAAAUA
Messenger RNA from Arachis stenosperma, 1421 nucleotides. RefSeq names its product stemmadenine O-acetyltransferase-like. The record is from RefSeq and is a predicted model, not a curated record. NCBI's taxonomy places the organism in Eukaryota, Viridiplantae, Streptophyta, Magnoliopsida, Fabales, Fabaceae. The transcript is spliced from 2 exons. Bases 18 to 1358 code for a protein of 446 amino acids.